GGGGCCACCAAGCCCGGGAUCGCCGCCCCGCCGGGGUUGCUCAGCCCCACGGCCGGAGGAGGAGGGGGCUUCCCCUUGGAAAUCCAGAGGCAGAGAAGGCGUUUUAUCUCCCAGCGCUGCUCUCUAGAGUUUUUAGAAGACAUAGUGGAAUGUGCCAGUGUACGAAGAACCAAGCAUAUAUCUGGAUCUCCAAGACACAAAGGCUUGAAAAAGAUGCAUUUCAUCAAGAACAUGAGGCAGUAUGAUACAAGGAACAGCAGGAUAGUAUUAAUUUGUGCUAAAAGGACUUUAUGCGUGGCUUUUUCGAUUCUGCCGUACGGGGAGAACUUGAGGAUCAGUGAACUGAGAAUCGACGGGCCGAAACAAAGACACCCUUCUGGUGGCGUUUCUGUCUCCUCUGAGAUGGUGCUAGGAAUGGAAGGAGUUGAGCUGGGAGCAGACGGCAAGGUGGUGUCUUAUGCAAAGUUCUUGUAUCCAACCAACGCUCUUGUUGGCCGCAAAAACGAUGGCCAUGGUGCUGCUCCUAUGUGUCGAGUUGCUGCCCCACGAAGUGCUGGAAGUUCAAGGUACAAAACUACUACAGCCAAAACAAUACCGUCCACAGCAGAUAUUGGAGGUGACGUCGGGGAGUUGGUAGAAUACAACCCUAAUCUUCUCGACGAUCCUCAGUGGCCCUGCGGAAAGCACAAGCGUGUCCUCAUCUUUGCGUCGUACAUGACAACUGUAAUAGAAUAUGUGAAACCGUCAGACCUUAAAAAGGAUAUGAACGAAACAUUUAAGGAGAAGUUUCCACACAUCAAACUUACACUGAGCAAAAUAAGAAGUUUAAAGAGAGAGAUGCGAAAUCUGAGUAUGGAAUGCAACCUGGAGCCGGUAACUGUAUCCAUGGCUUAUGUUUACUUUGAGAAGCUCGUCCUCCAAGGCAAGCUUAACAAACAGAACCGAAAAUUGUGUGCCGGUGCUUGUGUUCUGCUUGCAGCCAAGAUCAGCAGUGACCUCAGGAAGCAUGAAGUCAAACACCUUAUUGAUAAGUUAGAAGAGAGAUUCAGAUUCAACAGACGAGAUCUUAUUGCAUUCGAAUUUACGGUCCUUGUAGCUUUGGAACUUGCCCUCUAUCUUCCCGACAACCAAGUGUUACCUCACUUUCGACGUCUGACGCAACAAUCCUAGCCAAAACUUUGUUCUAACAAAGUGCCAGGACUGAGAUCCCUAAACGUUGUUGUUGGUCACUGGCCCUUCCUGGGCCACAGGAACAACAUUUUCAACAAACCUGAAGUGAAGACUGCAAAGGCAUUUCUACAGAGCUACUGAGGUGUGGUGAAUAAAAGAGAUUCUAUGCGUGAAGUCAACAGAAGUGAGAUAUUGCGCUUUGGACAUUAAAGCACAAAGGCUUUGCAACCAGUUGACACUAGAGCUGCUGGUCAUACCUUAUUUAACUGUUUUGUCUUUCACAGAGAGAUGGUCCGUCCUUCUGUUACGGCGUUACUACUCAUCAUUUCCUUAAACUUUUCGUCACUCGUUUUUUCCUCUUCCUGGAAUCUAUAGGAGCAUCGCUGCCAUUCCAAAAUACUGUGUGCUUCAAAUAGUAUUAGAAUCCUUUUUAUACUUUAAGCCAUGCAAACUUGUACUUCUUUCUUGAAGGGAAGAAAGACGUGCCUAUAACUAGGCUGGGCUGGCUCCAGUCUCUCUCUCUCUUUCUCUUCUUUAAGUUAUGUUGCGUCCUGCAAAAUUUCUGAACUUAAAACAAGUUAUUCUUUUGCCUUUUGUUUAUCUUGUUUUCUAAGGACAACAGCUCUAUUGUGUCUGCACUUUCAUCUCCAGAAGGGAUGCAUAUACAAGAACGAUAUUCUGCUCAGUUAAUGAAUAAAAGCUUUUGUUUUCUUUUUUAAACUGAAACAUGUUUCUGAAAUGUUGCACUUGUUGAACAAGGCAGCUAUAGGCAAAACAAUUCCUAUUUUAACUUUGUCCUUCAGAAACUAACUGGAGGCCAUUCAACUUAAUUGUAAUUGGGUCCUAUAGCUCUUGGAGCUGACAACUCUUUGACACUGCUUACUGUAGCCUGAAACAAAUAACUGUUUUAUUUAUAACAGUGCUUUCAUGUAUUAUUGUUUUUCUCCGUGAGCUUCGUACACAAAUGUUUUUUCUCUGCCAAUGCAGCUCUUGUUACCUAAAUUAAGCCAAUGAAAUUCAGCAUGUCUAACUUCUUUAAUACUCUUUCUUUAUCAAAAUUCAGUUCUUCCAAGCUUUUUGCCACUGUGAUGAUCAUGAACUUGACUUCCAUUGCACAUUCAAACCACCACUCUUGUAGAGGUUAUUAUUCAACACAGUGGUGGUAUACAGAUUAUAAAAGUCCUGCUAUAGUCAGACAGAUUGUCUAGUCUAAGUAUCCAAAUGUUAAAUUAUGAACUGUAUGAUUUAUUGACCUUGUAGCAGAAGAAUCAGUUCGUGUCAAGUUUCUUUUCUAAGCAAUAUUGUAUUACAAGUCAAAGUGUUUGUGUAGGUGUGGAUGUGUGCAUAUAGUAUUUGCCAAUAACAAAAUUAAUACUUGUGUGUUGUGACUGAGAAGUUCAUAUUCUUUAAUUUUUAGUGUGAUUUUAGUCAGUUCAAUACAUUAUGCAGAUUGAUGAGGUAGACUAAGGUCUAGAAUAAUGGACUAUAACACUGUGGAUUUCCAGAUCACAGCUUUUAGCACUCCCCCAUUCCAUUGUGUAGUAACCUGAGCACAUUGUAAAGAUGAUGUGAAUGAUUCAUUCUUCCUGAUGCAUAUAUUAUCUUCAUCCACAGUAUUUGCAUAAUAUGUCAGUCAAAAAUAUGGCCAGCGCUCCAGCUGCGAUCUGUGAAGUAACACAGUCCAUAUUUCUAACACCUCAAUCUGUGCAAACCUCAUAGAUUGGCUCUUAGGAACUAAGCCUUUUGAUAAAUUAAAGCGGGGUGUGUGCUUUCCAGGACUUAUAGUGCAAAAAUAAACAAGCAAACAAAAAACCCUACUUGGGAAUAUCUACAAAGUAGCCAUUAAAUAAAGGGGGUGUCAAAAAGUGGUGCUAGAAAUAUUUGCAUUAAAUGCACUGCCUGAAAUGGACUUAUUUAAUAGGUGGAGGACUUGGCUUUAUGAUCUCUAUGCCUCUUGACAACUGUGCAUUGAUAGAAGGAGGGGAAAUUGGAUAAAUCUUUCUAAACAAAGUCAGGUUGACAUCACUGACGUUGCAGCCAAUGUAGUACAGUCUCUCAUUAGUACUUGGAUUUUAAUGCAUCUAAAUACAGUAUCAGUCAAAUUGUAAUUAAGCACCUUUUUAGUACAGGGAUAAUUGUUGUUGUUCAAAUUGAAAAGUGUAGUGUGUCUUUAUUUCUUAGCAGACUUUCUCAAUGCAGGGUGAUAUCUAGACCAAGAAAAAUUAGAAACUGUUUAAUUGGCUAUCAAAACAUUUAAUCUUCCAUCUGAACCAAAAGAGGCUGUAAACAUGUUCAUCUAUGUGCCAAUAUUGUGUUAAAUAUUGUACACGCAAUUGACUUGUAUACACUAUGUUCUAGUAGAAAUGGUUGUCAGCUUAAUUUUGCCCAUUUGAAGCAGUUGUUAGCUUAUUCAAGGAAGAAUGGACGUUGGGAAGGUUGGGCUGGAUUGAUUCCUGUUUAGGAUUAAUUUUACCUGUAGAAGGCUGCAAGAAUCGAGCUGUGUAGUAUAUAAUUAUUGUCUUUGAAAAUAUGCUGUUUCAGUUUAAAAAAAACAUAUUUAUUUGCUGAAUAUUUCGAUCCUUUUGGCAGACAGAUACAGAUACCGAAAAACUUUGAAGUCACAAGUAUCAGUCAGAAUCUUUGGAAUACAUAAGCCAAAUGGUACGAGUUUAUCCUUUUUUAGUUAGUGAACUCAAUUUUUUAUUCUUCAUAAUAAGGUACAAAUUAUUUUUAGGAUGAAGAAUCUAGCCUUCACU
Molecule: messenger RNA, 3926 nt
Organism: Pogona vitticeps (central bearded dragon)
Lineage: Eukaryota; Metazoa; Chordata; Lepidosauria; Squamata; Agamidae
Source: RefSeq, a predicted model, not a curated record